CCGCCCCGCCCCCCUGUGCGGAGGCCUGGGCCCUGUUUACCCGCGGUGCAUGGCGGGGCCGUCGCCUGGGACAACCCAGCCACCCGACAGUCCCUUGGCGUUGCAGAGCGAGCGCGGCGGCGGUAGCAUGCACCCGGCCUUCUCAUCCUCAGCGCCUCUGGCGAGCCCCGACUACUACGAGAGGCUGGGCCGCCUCCAGCACGGGCUGCGGGACAGUGAAAAAAAGAGACUGGACCUGGAAAAGAAACUUUAUGAAUAUAAUCAGUCUGAUGUAUGCAGAGUUAAGCUGAAGUAUGUGAAACUAAAGAGAUAUCUGAAGGAAAUAUGUGAAUCAGAAAAGAAGGCUCGUACUCGAAACCGAGAAUAUUUAAAGCGAUUUGAGCAUGUCCAAGCUCAUGUUGGACACUUUACUACAAAUACAGAGAAGCUUCAGGAACUGAGGACCGAAUAUGAGGCUCAAAUUAAGAAGACACAGCUACUCUCAAAAGAUAGACCUGGAAUAAAAGGUGAACUGAAAGAUGAAGACAGAGAAAAGGUUGCAAGGCAGGCAGGAACUAACUCGGGGACAGCCAUGUCAAGAGGAUUGUAUCAACCGGCAACAAUCUUUAUGGGCCGCCAAAUGUCAGCCAUCUCAAGCAUUGGAGGUUUCAGUACAGAGCAGAAAUCUCCCCAGCCCACAAAGAACUUUUCAAUUCCUGACCCACAUUCACACCGACAGACAGCCCAGAGCGGUAAUGUGACAGACAGCUAUGUAGUACAAACUAAUAGUGACACACAGUGCUUAAAUAAGUCUGACAAAAUAGAUGGAAAGACAUCUCUUCAGAUUGGUGAGAAAACGCCAGUCACAGCCAGCGCAUUGUCUGAGGAGGAACAAACUCAUUGCUUACAGAUAGGAAGCAACACGCGUCACGGCGGGAGUAGUUUAUCUGAAGGCAAAAAGUCUGCUGAACUCCAUUCCCCGUUACGGGAAAGAUUAAGUCCAGAGAACAGAACCACUGAUUUAAAGUGUGACAGUUGCAGCAGAUCAGAGGGAUCAGAGGGAGAAAUACUGACACAGGAAUGUAUUGAAGUCAAGGAAGAAAGAGCCAGACCGCCAGUCUCUCCGCUAUCAGCCUCAGAAUACUGUGCAUCUGUAAAUAAGUGUUCUCAAGAGAAGGAUUCUGCUUGGGAAGGUUUCCCAGAUCAUCUUCCUCCUGGGGACCCAGAAUCACAGAAACCCUUCAGAAAAAUGCAGGAACAGCAAGAGGAGGAAAGUUUGAGCAGCAGCAGCAGCAGUGAUCUCACAGUCUCUGUAAGUGAAGAUGAUCUGAUUUUCAAGAGUUCAGAACCACAGCCAAAUCCGGGUGACGUGAUGAAAGGAGAAAAUGGAAUAGAGGCCUUAAAAUUAAUCCACUUUGAGCAAGAACGAGAUGCCCUAUCCACCGAAAAACAUAAUUGUAUUUUGCAAACCCUAAGCUCUCCUGAUUCAAAAAAGGAAUCCGCCACUCACUCACCAACAAGAGAAUCUGAACAAGCACCAGGUCAGCAUGUUGCCACCUUGAAAGAACAUGAUAAUUCUAUCAGAGAAGUAGUAGUUAAGCCAUCUGAAGUUUUCCCAGUCAAAAAAGUGAACCAGACGACAAGGGCAACGGCAUUAUUGAAAAAAGCCCUUACGGAAGAGUGUGAUGAUAGGUCAGCUAUUCACAGUAAUGAAUCAUCUUGCAGCCUGCCAUCUAUUCUGAAUGACAAUAGUGGAAUAAAGGAAGCAAAGCCCGCUCUGUGGCUCAACAGUGUUCGUACAAGGGAACAAGAAGUUUCCAGUGGCUGUGGAGACGAGAGCAGGGAAGAAAGCAUGGCAGCAAAGAUCCCCAUCACAGAAACAAAAGCCUACCAGUUGCUGAAGCAGUCUACCCUUCAGGAUAAUAUAAAUCACACUGAAGACAGAUUCCAAAAAGCGGAUGUUUCUGUAAUACAACUGUCAGGUUUGAACAUUGGCAGCGGUAUACUCAAGACAAAGACAACUAACAAAAUCGCCUCGGAGGCUAGUUUUUCAUCGAGCGAAGGAAGUCCUUUGUCAAGGCAUGAAAACAAAAAGAAACUAACUACCAAUUUAGAGUCUAAAGCCUUUUGGGAUGAAUCCGAUGACAGUAACUCAGAAAUUGAAGCUGCUUUACGCCCUAGAAACCGUAACACAUCUGCCGAUGACUUUGGUGAUUUUUAUGACUAAUAAGCAGUAACAACCAUUGGAAAUAAAGUCAUUAAAUAACCUAAAA
Molecule: messenger RNA, 2252 nt
Organism: Leopardus geoffroyi (Geoffroy's cat)
Lineage: Eukaryota; Metazoa; Chordata; Mammalia; Carnivora; Felidae
Gene: KIZ
Product: kizuna centrosomal protein
Exons: 13
Coding region: 50-2206 (718 amino acids)
Biological process (GO): spindle organization
Cellular component (GO): centrosome
Source: RefSeq, a predicted model, not a curated record